Molecule: messenger RNA, 927 nt
Organism: Phaeodactylum tricornutum CCAP 1055/1
Lineage: Eukaryota; Bacillariophyta; Bacillariophyceae; Surirellales; Neidiaceae
Exons: 1
Coding region: 1-927 (308 amino acids)
Biological process (GO): protein modification process
Molecular function (GO): ubiquitin-like modifier activating enzyme activity
Source: RefSeq, a predicted model, not a curated record
AUGAGCCAAGCGAAGGUCUUGUACAUUCACGUGACGGGACUUUCGGCAGAAAUCCUGAAGAAUCUAGUCUUGGCAGGAAUUCGGGCGGUGCUGUGCGAUCCUCGGCCAUAUCCCGAUGCUGUCGUCGCGUCUCCCAACUUUUUGCUACCUUGCGCCGAUCGAAAUUUUACUGACGGUCAGUCAAACCCCAAAAAGCAGAAAUAUCUGACGGUCGCGGAAGCCAUGCAACCUGUGGUUGAAGAGCUUAAUCCACUAUUAGGCUCGUGUGAAAUUUCGCCGACCUCUGUCGAUGAGCUGUCCGAUAAGUAUGUCUCACAGUUUAGCAUCGUGAUCGCAUCGCAACUUCCGAAAACGGACGCCCGACGCAUUGCGAAAGCUACGACAAAUGCGGGAGGCAAAUUUUUCUUGGCCGAUACCUUUGGUAUGAUGGGAGCUUGCGCCUUGGAUUUGGGUAGCAAGCAUAUUUAUAGACCGGAAAUUGGCAAAACCUUGCUUGACCCAACUCCACUAAGAAGAUACAUCUCCUUAGAUGAAGUGCUUGAUUGUCCGUUAGACCAUGCUACGAACCGCUUUCAUAAAACACCUCCACCUGCAUGGGUACAGUACCGCUGUUUGUUGGAAUACGGGGACAAAAACAAAAGCUGGCCAUCAGAACUGUCCGCCGAAGUUUUUUUCGAGCAGACACGUUCAUGGAUCAAAGAAACUGCUCCAUCUUUACUCGAGAAUGAGCUGUUGUCGGAGACAUCUCUAAGAGCACUUGCAAAAGUCGCGACAAGCGAAGUGGCUCCAGUUUGCUCUGUUUUGGGAGGAAUUAUUGGAAACGAGGUCAUCAAGGCGAUCAGUGGGAAAGGAGAACCAGCCAACAAUGCCGUAUUGUUCGACGGGACUACGUGCAAGGCGUGGGGCUUUCUUGUAGAUCCACUGUAG